AUGAAGGUCCGAGAGACGGGCCGGGAUGGGCUGGUCCCGGGGGCGGGGCCGGUGCCCAGCGCCCCGGCCGCUCACCAAGCCAGGCCCGGUCGGGGCGUGGCCCCGGGUCCCAGACCCAAGGGCUUCGCCAUCACCGACCUGCUGGGGCUAGAGGCGGAGCUGCGGCCCCCGGGGCUCGGCUUCCUCUGCGGGUGGGCGGGCCGCAGGCCGGAGGCCAGGGACGGCCGGGGCCCGCUCCUCGCCGCCCCUCCGUCCCCUCCGGCCUCCCCGCCGCUCCCUCCCCGCCCGCCCCCCGGCUCCGAGAGGCUCCGGACGGCCCGAUCCGAUGAGGACAGCGACAGCCUCUCUGAGGACAAGAGUAGCCCAAAGAUCCCUCCGGUUCAGGUCAAGACAAAGAAGCGGCGUCACAGAACAGUGUUCACAGCUCACCAGCUGGAAGAGUUGGAAAAGGCAUUCCAUGAAGCUCAUUACCCUGACGUUUUUGCCAGGGAAAUGCUGGCAGGGAAAACCGAGGUCCCAGAAGACCGGAUCCAGGUCUGGUUUCAGAACCGAAGAGCUAAAUGGAGGAAGCGGGAGAAGUGCUGGGGCCGGAGCAGUGUCAUGGCUGAGUAUGGGCUGUAUGGGGCCAUGGUGCGCCACGCCAUCCCUCUCCCUGAAUCAAUCAUGAACUCAGCCAAGACAGGCCUUGGGGGAUCCUGCACUCCAUGGCUUCUGGACCUGCACCGGAGGUCGACGGGCAGCCCCCACAGCCUGGUUUUGGGGAUCCCCAAGGAAGGAGAGGCUAGGCAGGGGCCAGCAGGACAGGUAGUACACCACAGCAGCACCGGGCCAAGGGGCAGCGCUGAGGAGGCAGCAGCGAUGGAUCUUUCCAGCUCAGCGAAACUGGAGAAGCAGAAGCACUUUGAGCCGACAACCCAGUGGAGGCGAAGGAUUUCUGAGAGAUGCCCUGGUGAGGGUUACUGAAGAGGCCCAGAACCAGAUCAGCAUGGAGGGACAGAGAUCACAUCUGCCAUUUCUCUUGAAUAAACCCUUGAAUAAAAGGAGCAGCUAGGACUUGCUUUGAUCCAGGACAGAUAACAGACCAGUAAGCCAUUCUAUUUCAGUUGGCAGGCUGCUCAUUUUUCAAAUGAUAAAAAUGAUGGCCUAUGUUUCGUUCUAAAUUGGAAAGAGUUAAUGAAGAAAUUUCAGCUAGUUAAAGAGUCAUCUUUGUGAUUCGGGUUUAGUUGGGUAAGAGGCAGGGAGAAGGGAGGAGGAAGAGAGAGAGAGAGAUAGAGAGAAUGAGAGAAUGAACCAACAAAGUUGCAGAGUUUUGGCUGCCUCCACUACUGAUUCCUGAUUCUGUCUAAUUUUCAGAAAAUCAAUGGAAUAGGUUAAAUCUGCCCCUUUGCAGAGUCCCUGUCUGGACUGGUGAGGAAGUCGGCUCUCUCAGAAACAGGACAGCAGUUAGAGAUCCUUCUCAAAGGAUUCCAUGCUUCAUUUCUUCUGAAUCUGAAUUUAGAAACAUGUUUGUCUUGGAAUCCUGCUGUAGUGCUUGAAGGGGUAGGCCACACAACAAGGAAUACAACUCAAAACAUGUACCAAAAACAAGCUACACUCACCACUCCUUGCUCAACUAGGGUAUUUUGUGAAACGACACAAGAAAAUAUUUUGAAGACAUGUCUUAAAACUGUAUUAUGAGGAGGGCCUUAGGUCUUGGUCUUUUUCUAUUGGCUUGAAGAGCACUUUAGAUAUUUGCAUUUUCUGAAUGUUUCCUUUCCUCUGUUUUGUUUUCCACUUAUUUAUUAUUCAUUCAUAAAUAAACACU
This is a messenger RNA of Tachyglossus aculeatus (Australian echidna), 1804 nucleotides long. RefSeq names its product visual system homeobox 1 (gene VSX1). Bases 1 to 963 code for a protein of 320 amino acids. Gene Ontology annotation, cellular component: nucleus. Gene Ontology annotation, biological process: regulation of transcription by RNA polymerase II. Gene Ontology annotation, molecular function: sequence-specific double-stranded DNA binding; DNA-binding transcription factor activity, RNA polymerase II-specific. The transcript has 5 exons. NCBI's taxonomy places the organism in Eukaryota, Metazoa, Chordata, Mammalia, Monotremata, Tachyglossidae. The record is from RefSeq and is a predicted model, not a curated record.